AUGCCGCUUCACCCCCUCCAUCAUUUUCAUUCGCACACAGUCGCAUCCCAGCAGCGCCCUCCCCUCCUGUUUCUCUCCGCCUGGAAAGAUGCUGCUCCGGUGCUUGCUGAAGAAGCUCCGGCCCGCCCGGCCGCUUGCCCGAGCUUCGCGGAGGUCUGUUCGUUCCUGGAGCGGUACGGAGCAGUGCUGGACCUGCCCGAGAUGACUUUCCCGCAGAUGGAGAGGUAUCUGCGGGACACAACGACAGUUCCUAAACCCCUGGUGGAGCUCCACGUGAAGCUGCUCAGAAAACUGGGGAGGUCUGUGACCACUGACCGCUGGGAGAAAUACCUGGCUAAGGUGUGUGAGGAGAUCAACAUCACCUGGGCCUGGGAGCUGGAACAGAAGGGCUACCAGGAGUUGUCCAUGGAGUGCAAGUCCAUGCAUCCUAAAAGUAGACAUGCCCGUUUUUAGUCAAUGCAACAAGUGUUACUAAAAUAUCUCUGCGAGUGUCAGUUUGAUGACAACCUGAAGUUCAAGAUGGCGAUCAAUGAGGAGGACCCAGAGAAGAUGCGCCUCCAGCCAAUAGGCCGGGACCAGCAGGGCCUGAUGUACUGGCUGCAGCUGGACCCUGAGCAGAACAUCCGCCUGUACACGGAGGAGCAGGACGACCUGGACGGCUCCACCUGGAAGUGCAUCGUCAGGAACCGCACUGACCUGGCGGAGGCUUUGGAGCUGCUAAAGGGCCAGGUUGAACCCAAACAAGUCAGGAACCAGGACCAGAACCAGAACCUGGAUAGGAGCGCCAGCCCCACACAGACAGGUGCAGGGGGUGAGGCUGUUGGAGGCACCAAGACCCCAGAGGAACACACUGACAGUGGGGGGGGUGACCUUGUAAAGGCAGAGGAACACCGAACAGAAGUGAUACAGCUGGAGCACACCCAGCCGGGGAACACUGAGGUGAAGGAAGAGAAGACAGAACACAUAUCAUCACCUGUCUUUGACAACCGCGUGAGCACCAUAACCACCGUCAUCAAAUCAGAAUCCAGGGACACUGACAAUCCAAAAAAUGCUGUGUCGGUUGUCAUGGCACCAGGUGCGACUGUGACAAAGCAGGAAGUGAACAAGGAGGAGGAAAGUGAGCGGGCUGUGGUCACUCGCAGCGAGCAGGCCAAGAUUACCACUGAAGAAGAGGGAGUGAAGCUGGCGGAGAGCUUCAGUAACCACCUGAAGAACAGCAAAGCAGCAUCAUCGUUGUGCAACCCCUCCGUCAUCCAGGCCAAGGCCCCCCCCUCGCAGCAGCUCCUGGUCACUGCAUCAAGUCAAGAACUGAGCAACGGAAGGGCCCCUCUGCCCCCGCCCCACAAAGAGGGUCACAAUGGAGUCAUUGGGGUCAUAGGUCAGGUCGGCGUUAUAGGUCAUGGAGUCAUCCGCAGCCCGCUGGAGCGCCAUAGAGCCACCGGGGCUGAGCAGCAGGAACUAAACGGGCCCAGUUUAGACCAGCGGGGGGGGGAAGACAGGGAGGUGAGCCGGCAGUCAGUGCUGGUGAGGAAGGGGGCUGCUGAGGGGGAGACGAUGACAGGAGCAGCAGCAGCCAGCGCAUCCUCCUGCCUCCUGCAGGAGCCCCUCCUCACUGCCCUGCCCUCAGAGGACCCUCAGGGACACACUGCAGAGGACCCAGGGUCAACAAAGGGGAGGAGGGGGGGGAGUGUGUCUGGAUGCCCUGUGGAAGAAGGAGGAAGUAAAGAUGACCAGGAAGAUAAAAGCACUUUGGCAAAGGUGGAGGCAGAACCAGAGAGCAUCUCUCCAACUCUUAGAAAAGUUGACCAGGAGGAGAAAAAGGAGCAGCAGGGGAGGGGGGGUCAAUUGUGGGACCCAGUCAGGGUGAAGGACACUGGGCUUGCAUCAGGGGAGAGGAGGGGUCCCCUGGAGGAAGCCUCCUCUGAGCUCCAGAAAGAAGGAAUCAGGCUGAAGAUCAAGAUCCCCCCCCAUCGCAGGAGCAAGCUAAGGGGGAAAGGGGGAAAGGAGGGGCAGAAAGAGAGGGGGGAGGAGGAGGUGCAAGAUGAAGGGAGGAUGCUCAGGAGAUCCUCCAGGAUCUGCAGAUCAUCUGCUUUGCCAAACUGCAGGCCAAGCUCCAAGGCUUCUGAGAGCCAGAGAAAGAAACCUAAAGAAACACAGGCACCUCUCUAACAGAAUGAGGAGGAAGGGGGGGAGGAGGAGGAGGAGGAGGAGGAGGAAGAGGAAGAGGAGCAUGAAGAGGAGCAGAGCUUAACGACAAAGAAAGAGGGAAAAAAGGAACCUGUUGGGCAAAUAAGAAACGACGGGUAAUUAUUUUCAUGUGGUAAGCGGAGGCACCGGCGCCCCCGCUGGUCCAACAUCCGUGUUAAGAGACGCAAACUGAACGAGGAAGAGGAGGUGGAGGACCGAGGGAGGAAACGAGGAGAGGGGGAGAGUGAAGAAGGGAGUGAUUCUGAAGAAUUGUGUAAAUCAGAGGAGCUUCCCAGUGAGGACGCCUGCAGUCACUGCGGACUGCCCAACCACCCGAACUGUCCUCAGAGGGGGGUCACAGAGUCUCAGAGGGGGUCUCAGAGUCUCAGAGGGGUCACAGAGUCUCAGAGGGGAGUCUCAGAGGGGGGUCACAGAGUCUCAAAGGGAGUCUCAGAGGGGGUCACAGAGUCCCAAAGGGAGUCUCAGAGGGGGUCACAGAGUCUCAGAGGGGGUCACAGAGGGGGUCACAGAGUCUCAGAGGGGGUCACAGAGUCUCAAAGGGAGUCUCAGAGGGGGUCACAAGAGUCUCAGAGGGGAGUCACAGAGGGGGUCACAGAGUCUCUAGAGGGGGUCACAGAGUCUCAAAGGGAGUCUCAGAGGGGGGUCACAGAGUCUCAGAGGGGGUCACAGAGUCUCAAAGGGAGUCUCAGAGGGGGUCACAGAGUCUCAGAGGGAGUCUCAGAGGGGGUCUCAGAGGGGGUCACAGAGUCUCAAAGGGAGUCUCAGAGGGGGUCACAGAGUCUCAAAGGGAGUCUCAGAGGGGGUCACAGAGUCUCAAAGGGAGUCUCAGAGGGGGUCACAGAGUCUCAAAGGGAGUCUCAGAGGGGUCACAGAGUCUCAGAGGGGGUCUCAGAGGGGGUCAGAGUCUCAGAGGGGGUCUCAGAGGGGGUCACAGAGUCUCAAAGGGAGUCUCAGAGGGGGUCACAGAGUCUCAAAGGGAGUCUCAGAGGGGGUCACAGAGUCUCAAAGGAGUCUCAGAGGGGUCACAGAGUCUCAAGGGAGUCUCAGAGGGGGUCACAGAGUCUCAAAGGGAGUCUCAGAGGGGGUCACAGAGGUCAGAGGGGUCACAGAGUCUCAAAGGGAGUCUCAGAGGGGUCACAGAGUCUCAAAGGGAGUCUCAGAGGGGGUCACAGAGUCUCAAAGGGAGUCUCAGAGGGGGUCACAGAGUCUCAAAGGGAGUCUCAGAGGGGGUCACAGAGUCUCAGAGGAGGGUCAGAGUCUCAGAGGGGGUCACAGAGUCUCGAGGGGGUCACAGAGUCUCAAAGGGAGUCUCAGAGGGGGUCACAGAGUCUCAGAGGGGGUCACAGAGUCUCAAAGGGAGUCUCAGAGGGGGUCACAGAGUCUCAAAGGGAGUCUCAGAGGGGUCACAGAGUCUCAGAGGGUGGUCACAGAGUCUCAAAGGGAGUCUCAGAGGGGUCACAGAGUCUCAAAGGGAGUCUCAGAGGGGGUCACAGAGUCUCAGAGGGGGUCACAGAGUCUCAAAGGGAGUCUCAGAGGGGGUCACAGAGUCUCAAAGGGAUCCUGCUGUGUGACUCCUGUGACAGUGGGUACCACACCGCUUGUCUGCGGCCGCCACUCAUGUUGAUUCCAGACGGACAGUGGUUCUGUCCACCCUGCCAACAUAAGCUGCUGUGUGAGAAACUGGAGGAGCAUCUGCUGAACCUGGACAGUGCUCUGAAGAAAAGAGAGAGAGCAGAGAGGAGACGGGAGCGUCUGGUGUACGUGGGGAUCAGUGUGGAGAACAUCAUACCUGAGGGGGAUGAGGUGGAAGAGGAGAAGACCACAAAGAAGAAAGAUCCCAAAAAGAGCAAACAUCUGGGGAGGAGAUCCACCAGAACCAGGAAGCACAUCAGCUACAGGUUUGAUGAUUUUGAUGAUGCCAUCGAUGAGGCUAUAGAUGAGGACAUCAGGGACCUCUGUGGGGGAGCACGGCGGGGUAGAAACCUCACGGCCAUCCUAUCAGAGGAAGGGAAGGAGAGCCAGCGGCCAAUCAGAGGCCAGGCUCACGCUGCCAGGAACAGGAAGAGGCGGAGACUGAACGACCUGGAGAGCGACAGCACGGCAGCUGAGAGUGAAGACGAGUUCAUGCUCAGCAACAGCUCAGAGGAAGAGGAGUUUGGUGCGUCAGGGCCUGAUGAUGACGAGGAGGAAGAUGAAGAUGCCGGCAGCGAUGUAGGCAGCUUAGACAUCGGGUCGCGUUCUAAACGGGCAGGGAGGGGGGCACCUAAGCCCCGCCCUGGAAAGACCCAGCGGCGGGGCAGGAAGCGGCUCAGACGGCGACGAAGACGCUCCUCAGAGGAAGAGGAGGAGACUGAGGAAGAGAUGGGCUCUGAUCAGUUCAGCGACAUGACUGACAGCGACGAUGACAAAAAUAGGCGGGGCCUGAGGCGGGGCCAGCGUCAGCAGGUAAACUACCGGGAGACGUCCGAGUCCUCCGACGCCUCCCGGGCCUCCGCCAAGAAGGUGGGGGUCCGACCCCGUGGCAGACCUUGCAAGGAGCAUCUCUCCAGCGACUACAGCGACGUCACACCGUCUUCCAGAGACUCAGAGGAGGACAAUUAUGAAGACCUAGAUGAUGAUGACAGGAGACGAAGAGCGAACAAGAGGAGAAGAGAGGAGGAAGCCCUGAGGAAGAGGACGAGAGGAAGGCCGAGGAGAAACCAGAACGAGGAGGAUGAGCGGGAGCGAGGGAGGCGGCUGAAAAAGAAACGGUUAGAGAAGGACAGAGACAAGAGGAAGAGGGUGAAGAGGACGAACAGAGUAGAGGAGGACCUGGAGAAGAUGGGUCGGGGGAGGAGGAGGGAGAUCCUGUCCCAGCAGAGACGCAAGCGCCUCGCUCAGAUGCUGAAGAAGAGGAGACCUUCUACUGACGAAGAGGAGGAUGAGGACGAAGAUUCUGAGUCGGAGUCUUCAUCAGAGGAGGAUCGUCCAGUCCGCAAAAGACUCAACCGCAUUGACUCUGAUGAUGAAGAGGAAGACAGGGAGGAGGAAGAGACGAUGAAGAAGUGUUCAGAGGUGGAGAGGAGGACCGACAGUGACACUCAGGAAAAGAGGAGGGGUCGGAGCCUGUCCCCUUCAAACAGACAUCGGACCCCCAGGGGCCCAGAGGAGCUGGGGGCCGAGGGUCCUGCUGCACCCAGAGACAGAGCAGAGCCCGGCUGCCACAACGGGCCCUCGCAUCAGGAGGGGGAGGGGGAGGAAAAGGAGGAGGGGGAGGAAAAGGAGGAGGGGGAGGGCCAGACAUUAAACUCUGUCCAGAACAGUCCGCAGUCAUGAUGACGUGAACACCGUGUUUGUGGAUAAGGCUUUCUGUUUGCUUUUUUAAGUGUCAUGCCUUUCACCCACAGACAGCGUGGAUCCUGAUCCCCCCCCCUCCUGUGCUGCUCCUCCUCCUCGUGGUUGUAUUAGAGUGUUAGAGUGCUCUCUCCGUCACACACUGUACUUCAGACUCAGGAGUAUGCAUUCACACUCAUCCUCACCUCUGCUCAGCCGCCUCACAGCCGGACCGGAGCCACUUCCUGUGUCAGCGGCUGCACUUCCUGUGUGUGUCUGGCUGCACUUCCUGUGUGUGUCUGGCUACACUCACACCGCAGGAAUCACAGGAGUGUUUGGACUUCAUACUAAAGCACUUCAUCAUUCUCAGAGCACUUGCCGACCCGCAGCCAGAGGAGUCGGUGUCACCGUAACUCUUCGGAGGCUCCUCUCUUACCUCCAGACGAUCCCACCACGCAGAUACUUCUGCUUUGAUUUCUCUAGGUUUUCAAAUGUAUGUUGGGUAGUUGUUACAUGCACACUCCUAAAUAUGAUUUCCUUCAGAUCAUGUAAAGAGCAGCGGGGGGGGCACCAUGACUGCAGUUGGAAUUAGGAACUGGUUACAGGUCAUGUAUGUCAUGAGGAGCAGGGCUUUGUGAGAGUGGGAAUGAUAGUGGAAUAUGAAUGUCCAUUAGCCACAGGAGCUCAGAGGGACUAUUGUCUGUACACAUGUUGCUCUUCCCGUCUGUAAACUAUCUGCUGGUUGGAUCCUACUGGAGGUCAGUUGGAACAUCAUGAAGCAAAUGCUGUGGAGCUUUUAAAUGCAACUGCAGUACUCAUUAUUUGCUGGGACUGAUGAGGGGUCAAACUGAAGCCCCCCGCCCCACAUCAAAGCUUCAGCAACACUUGCGGUGCGUUCAGGUGCUCCUUGUCAACUGGGAAAGUCAAAAUGCAUUCUGCAGAGGUGAGCUCAGUGCUGACUCUCUGAGGAGCUGCUGAACGCUUUUAGUUGUUCUUUGCAUUAGCUUGAACUGAAUAGUUUUAAAUUGUCAGCCAAUUAGGUAUUUUAUUCUAUUUAAUGUGAUUUUAUAGAAAAAACAAAUAGUUAGUUGCAGCCCAGGUUCAUAUUUUCCUAUAUCUUCCAUCACUUAGUUGUGUACAGUUUGCUACAGUUUGCUACAGGUGGCUAACGGGAUGAAGGUUAUACUAACACAAAGAUGGAAUGACAAAUAAGGAAUAACACAGUAAAUGAAUUGGUAACCUCUGGCAGGAGCCAUAGGGAGAGAGUAGAUCCCAGAGAGAGUAGAUCCCAGAGAGAGAUGGCGUCACCUUAACGUCAACAACUCAACACAACGUUGACAACAUGAAUUUAGAUCAUUGUAUCCUCCUCUGCAUGUCCAGCAGCAUUUGAUCUGAUUCUCACGCAGAACUACUUCAGAGAUCACUCAUGGUUUUAAAUCUACUUGUUAUCCAACGUCUGCUCCCUCAAAUGUCUUAAAAAAGCACAUAUCUACUGCAGGGAAAUCCAAAAUGCUUGUGGGGACACCUGAACCCCCCUAGCAGGAUGAUUCAAGGACCUCCGUAUUUAUAAAAUCCUGCGUACGGCCAUGGUUCAGGGUGUAAAUGAUGGAUGCUCCAUUCAAUGACUUCCCUUUACUCAAGUUGACCAGGAUCACCUGAACGUGCAUCAAUAAGCUGCCCCUGCCCCCCACAGUCUGAUACUGUUGGCUCACAGCUGAAGUGUUGCUUCACCCUCCUCUCUCUGCUGGUCCCAGGUCUGCUGUACAGACUCUGCCUUGUACGCUGUAAGAUAAUAGAUGUCUGUUCUCUUAGUCCUGUUGUAAAAGAUAGUGUUAUAUUUUCUAUAUGAAGGAGAGGAGGUGUGUGGGGGUGUCGCUGCUUUGCUCCUGUUCACUCUGCAGAACACUGCUCACCUUCAUGUGGAGUCACACAUCUGAUUUUAUACCUGAGACACCAUAUUGAUAUAGCAAGCAUAUUGUAGAUUUUUGAUAACUAAUCAUCUGUGAUGUGGAUAUAAUGACCUAGUGGGUAAAGACAAAUAAUACAACAUAGAAAAUCAGCCUGUAAUGCAGCCUUUCAAAUCAGGAAAGUACGUUAAUUACAAUAUUAGGAUUUUAAAGAUUCCAAAUGUAUUCUCAUGAUAUCUGAAUGAUAUCCAUAAACUGCCCAGACAUAUUUAGAGGUUUCCUCUGGUGUUCCAGUGGAGGUGUGUUGACGGAGGGUCCCUGCCAAGCAGAAUGGAACAUUCCGUCACAGUCACAUGAUAGUCGUCCAGCUCUGACAGCCUCUGACCUGCUGAGAUUAGUGACUUCCUGCAGAGGGCAGACUUGGUGUCAGUACAAAGGUUUAGUUGAGCUGAAAACAGAUGAUGUCCAAACUGUGAGAACAGAUAUCGAGCUCUAAAGUCACUCCCACUGCUGCCACAUUCUUUAAGGCGAGACACCCCAGGUGAAUAGGGUAAUUUUUUUAACUUAAAGGUAUCAGCUA
Messenger RNA from Gymnodraco acuticeps, 8007 nucleotides. RefSeq names its product remodeling and spacing factor 1a (gene rsf1a). Gene Ontology annotation, cellular component: RSF complex. NCBI's taxonomy places the organism in Eukaryota, Metazoa, Chordata, Actinopteri, Perciformes, Bathydraconidae. The record is from RefSeq and is a predicted model, not a curated record. Gene Ontology annotation, biological process: regulation of DNA-templated transcription.